Pipistrellus nathusii (Nathusius's pipistrelle) is the source of this 1749-nucleotide messenger RNA. The record is from the annotation of a GenBank genome assembly. Lineage: Eukaryota; Metazoa; Chordata; Mammalia; Chiroptera; Vespertilionidae.
AUGGAAACUGAAAGCGGAAAACCAGAAAAGGCGAUGGGAGCGGAAAGUGCUGAAAACAAAAAAGAGGUAGAGAAAAAGAAGCGGUCCCGAGUGAAACAGGUGCUCGCAGACAUCACCAAGCAGGUUGACUUCUGGUUUGGAGAUGCAAAUCUUCACAAGGAUAGAUUUCUUCGAGAACAGAUAGAAAAAUCUAGAGAUGGAUAUGUUGAUAUAUCACUUCUGGUGUCUUUUAACAAAAUGAAAAAAUUGACCACUGACAAAAAGUUAAUAGCCAGAGCACUGAAGAGUUCAGCUGUUGUAGAGCUGGACUUGGAAGGCACCAGGAUCAGGAGGAAGCAGCCUCUGGGGGAGAGACCCAAGGAUGAGGACGAGCGGACUGUGUACGUGGAGUUACUUCCCAAAAAUGUGAAUCACAGCUGGAUUGAGAGAGUGUUUGGGAAAUGUGGCAAUGUUGUUUACGUGAGUAUCCCGCACUACAAGUCUACGGGGGACCCGAAGGGAUUUGCCUUUGUGGAAUUUGAGACAAAAGAACAGGCAGCAAAAGCUAUUGAGUUUCUUAACAACCCACCCGAGGAAGCACCAAGGAAACCUGGGAUAUUUCCUAAAACAGUGAAAAAUAAGCCCAUUCCUGCCCUGGGCGCAGCUGAAGAAAAGAAAAAGAGGAAGAAGAAGAAAGGCCGGGCAAAGAAGGAAGACAGCAGCCAGGCCAAGGAGGCACGCGUGGACACAGGCAAGGAGAGCAGCGCCGCGGAGGCGAAGGAGCCCAGGGCCACGUCGGACGGCUCCGAAGGGGAGGGUGCUGAGCCCCAAAAGCCACCCUCAAAGAAGAAGAAGAAGCGGGCCAGAGCUGAGGCGGCCGGCGUGCCUCCAGCGCGAGCAGAGAAGAGGAAGCGAAGCAGUUCGGAGGACGCAGGGUGCCCGGCUCCCAAGUCCAAAGCCCGGAAGACGGCCCAGAAGGAUGGCCUGAAGGCCUCGCAGGCGGCCAGAGAACACAGAGAGGUAGAGGUCUCCACGGAAGAGGAAAAGGAAGCGGGAGACAUGAAAGACGGGUCGCUCCUAAAAGCCAAGCGGAAGCACAAGAAGAAGCACAAGGAGCGGCACAAGAUGGGGGAGGAGGUGAUCCCCCUGCGCGUGCUGUCCAAGAGUGAAUGGAUGGAUUUGAAAAAAGAGUAUUUAGCCCUGCAAAAAGCCAGUAUGGCUUCUUUAAAAAAAACAAUAUCCCAAAUAAAAUCGGAGUCAGAAAUGGAAAUAGACCAUGGAGUAACUAAUAAAUCUGGACUGAAAAAUGAAAAAACAGCGAGCAGUGAGGAGGGCCGUCCCCCGGAGAAGGCCCAGGCGGCGGGGCCGCAGUUCACGGCGGGCGUGAUUGUGAAGAUCGUCAGUCCGGAGCCUCUGCCCGGCAGGAAGCUCAUCAGGGACACGCUGGCCGCUGUCUCAGAAGUCGUGUAUGUGGAUUUGCUGGAAGGAGAUACCGAGUGCCAUGCGAGGUUUAAGUCUCCUGAGGAUGCUCAAGCCGCCGUGCAGGCAUGUGCGGAAAUUCAAAAGAAGCACUGCUGGGAACUCGAGGUUCUCUCCGGUGACCACGAACAGAGGUACUGGCAGAAGAUUCUGGUGGACAGGCAGGCCAAACUGAACCAGCCUCGCGAGAAGAAAAGAGGCACUGAGAAGUUAAUCACCAAAGCUGAAAAGAUUAGACUCGAAAAGACUCAACAAGCAAGUAAACAUAUUAGAUUUUCUCAAUAUAAUUGA